This is a messenger RNA of Cherax quadricarinatus, 4730 nucleotides long. Lineage: Eukaryota; Metazoa; Arthropoda; Malacostraca; Decapoda; Parastacidae. The record is from RefSeq and is a predicted model, not a curated record.
CAUCACCUGUGCUGGUGUUAGCACGUCGCAGCUCCCCCUCGACUGAUACCAGGUGAGGGGCGCUCAGUCAGGUGCCGCGCGAGUGGCUCAUACAUGCAGGCACGCGACUCUUCACUGUUUACACUUGAUGGAUUCUUGGUGCAAGGGUGAUGAUCUAUUGGAUGAUUAAACCCUUGAUAAAAUAGUGUUCUUUUAAUGGUGAUACUGUAAAUAUAAUUGUGUAAAAACGUUACAUUUCCAAAAGGAUUUUCUCCCUCUUUAAGUUCUAAACCAACAAUAGAAAGUGUUUUAUAAACACAUUAUCCGUCUUGUUACUUUUUAAGCUGCCAGUGGAAAGAUUCUUCACCGAAGCCAGUGAAAAUACUCACUGACAAUUGUUUACAUCGUAUUUCCAGAAGGAGUAUAUUGAAAAAAAAAGUUCGAUUUAAAGAAACUUUUUGCUUUAUGACACUGUAAAAAUAAUUGCAUUAAUUUGCAUUCAUUUUUCGGGUAUCUUUACUCACGGAGUGGUCGUAAACUUCAGCAACGUCGGUGAGUCCUGCAACCUCGUGUGACCUCUCAGAGGAUUUUUUUUUUCCUAAGGCACUCAAGGAAAUACCGGGAAGACAGGUAGUAAGGGUGACGCAGCCUAUUCCGAAACACUGAAUGACCCACCCACCCACCCACCUACUCACUUACCCACUCACUAGUGAAUCAGCGAAUAACUGACUCUCAAAAUUAAAAUCAUAUAUAAAAAGGAAGGAAAAAACGAACAUCAAAGAAGAGAUUUACGUAACUAAGAAAACAGGUUUGACGUCUGUGAAUUCUGCCGAGAAUCGCGAGGGAAAAUUGAGGAGAAUAAAAAGCGUUGGAAAAAAACGUUAGACCCCCCAAACCACUGCCUUGCGGAACACACUGCUGGUUGUCAGGUCAUGAACAAGAUGAGCAACACUCAGCAGCGGGUUUGAAUCGCAGUUGCAGGAACCUUGGACUCUGUGAGAGAAUGUCUCCUGUUGAGGGAGCUGGAUUGUCGGUGGGAGGUCGUCGAGAUCCUCCAGUGUCACAGUCAUCACCGAGGGUGCAGCGGGAGGUGAAAUCCAAUACGCCCUUUAAGCGGACCAGGUCUCGAGUAUUCUACGCCUCGCAGACGGAGUCAUGGGCCGCCGGCACCAACGACGCCACUCCGAAAGACAAAUCACUUUGCAAAGAACUAAGUUUUAGCCCACCGUGUGUGCCCACCAGCGUCAAGGCUCACGAUGCCAGAACCACGCCCACCUCUAAGGUCCUGACCAGCUCUAAGAGCCCUACCUCUAGAAACACGACCACUCCUAGAUCUUCAAACAUUAAGUCCACGUUCACCUCCAAGAUUGGAGUUCUUCACAAAAUCAGCCCACUGUACAGAGACUCUUGCAAGUCUAAUAAAGACAUCCGAGGAGGAAUAUGUGAGGCCGCUAUCCUGGAGACAGGGGAGGAAGCCUGCAGUUCAGGAGAGGAGGCCGGAGAAGUGUCCCCCGGUGGGUCUUUCCGGGGGUCCUUGAGGGGCUCCCCAUCUCACCGGUCGCAAGAUUCCGGUUACUCAGACUCCGGAGAGUCCACCAACGCUCACAAUGACAGUGACGGCUCUCCCACCACGCCACCCAAUAUAAAACACAUAACACGGGUUUACUUCGGGGACAGCCCGGAAGAGGCUUGUCUGUACAAUGAUAAAAUCGUCUGUUCGCCAGAGUUCAAGACCGAUCAGGUGAGCUUCCCCAUUAUCAGCCCGACAAGUCUCGAUUCACCUGGAAUAGAGAGCACGAUCAGCAAUCAAGCUAGCCCAGGAAGCCUUUCUAAUGGGAGCCUGGAAGAGCUCUCCGAGGAGCUGGAAUACAAGAGUGUCCUGGAGGCUGCCGCGCGGCGCACCGGUGCCGUCAGGAAGCGUAGCACUAAUAACACUGGGUCGUCGUCAUCGCCUGUUGUCAGAAGACCUCAGCGUCGCAGCAACGGCACAGACAAGUUAGUGGAACACAAACUCGAGAACCGUCGUCCAACUCCGCUGAAGGCCAGACGUCGCUGGUCUGCUGCUGAUCUGCAGCAGCAACAACAACAGACAAUCAAGCAGCGGAAACCUCAGUAUCAGGCGGCCACUACGCCUCCUGUGUACACCUCGCGGAGUACCAGCACCAACGACCUGCCAGGUAGCGCCCCCAUGGGCGUCGCGGGGAGGGUUGGCGGGGCAUGGUCUAUGGAUGCCCUGGACGACCCUAUUCCUGCCUGGAGGGUAGCUGGUGACACCACGACUCCCCCCUCACGGUGGCGGGCGGCUGGUAACGACUCUACGAUCACCCCAUUACUCCCACAUUACGCCCGCAGGAUCAGGAUACACCCAGUAGCCAUCGCCAAGGAAAUGAGAAACGGGUCAGUGGAUCACUGGCUCAAGGAGUUGAGUGUCUUGUACGAGUCUGAGUGCAUGAACACUCUCCAAUCGAAGUCACUGCCGGGGGAGAGUGCUCAGUCCAGCACCUCCUCCGGCAGCAGCAGCAGCACCACCAGCCACGCCGUCAGAGCCAUCCAGCGUCGCGCCCACGCUGUCUCAACCGAGUUCGCCAGACUUUGCCAGCGGCUUGAGUGGCUGGAGCUGGGACAGGUGCCUCUAUUGGCAGGAUCACUGGUCACUCACAUCAACACCUUCCUGAGAGACUACACCACCCAGUGGACCUCCGCCGACCCCGACCUCCUUCCCCAGUCAUCGCUGGGUCGUCAGAGUAAAGUGAUCCAGCAGAUUUGUGAGAGACUGAAGGAGGUGUGUAGCAGCGACCACCAGGACCACAAUACGACCCGUCAGGUGGUGCAGGUGGUGACGGCGCUGGGCCAUGCCUUUACCAAGCUGGUCGACCUCAUGCUGAGCAGAGAGAUCAGGGUGGUGGUACGAGUCCUGGAGGAGCCGAAAGAAGAGGAGGUGACCUCGGCUGUGUCACAUCUUACAGCUCUGGGUGUAGAUGGAGGUCACAUCUGCCGCCUCAUAGCUCGCCUGGGGGGCGUGCGGGGCCUGCUGGGAGUGUGUCUGGAACCUCGGCUGCGACACGUGCGAGUGGCAGCACUCAGAGCACUCGCCACCGUCUGCUGUGUUGUCGAUGGUAUCGUCGAACUGGAGAAGGCUGGAGGUGUGGAGGUGGUGGCGGAGGUGCUGUGUGAUGAAGACUGUCCAGAGGAGGAGAGGAGUGAGGCUGCCGGAGUGUUGGCGCAGAUCACCUCCCCGUGGGUGGAGAACACCCACCGCCUCUCUGCCCUCCAUACCCACAUGCGCACCAUCGUCCAGGCUCUCACAGGUUUGGCCCAGGCCACGCGUUCUGCAGAGAUCUUCCUGCUGGCGUCGGCAGCAUUGGCCAACCUGACUUUCUUAGACGGUGGGUGUGUGGAAGCCAUGAAGAAUGCUGGCACCGCCCGUGUCCUAUUGAAGGCCGCCCGCGACAAUCCCGACAUUUCUAUCUUCACUAAAGAUCAGAUCGCCACGGUGCUGGCUAACUUGGCGGGGUCGCGGGAGACAGCAGAGGAAGUGGUUAGGUGCGGAGGUGUUACGAUCUUGUUGUCGCUGCUCAAUACCCGCCCCGCUCCCUCCCACCGUCUACCGGAAGUGGCCACCGCCGAGCGAGUCCAGCAAAAGUCCGCCAUCGCCCUCUCCAGACUGUGUAAAGAGACGACAGUGGCGCGGCAGGUGGUAGAGCUGGGUGGGGCGGAGCGCCUGGUGAGACUGUGUAAGGAUGACCAAGAACGUAACCACAGCGAUGCAGUCCUUGUUGCAUGCCUGGCGGCCCUGCGGAAGAUGGCUUCGUCGCUGGGAUCAGAGGAGCUACGAGGGAUGGACGCCGCCGAGCUGGUGGAACCUCGCCUCCUGGACUCCUUCCUCACCUACUCCUCCCGUCAGGAGAGCUACGUGUAGAGGGAGAAACCUAGGACUCCUGUGUCGCCUAUUCCUCCUGUCAGAAGAGCAACGUGUUGAGGAAAUACCUACGACUCCUACCUCACCUAAUCUUACGUCAGAAGAGCUACGUAUAAAGGAGCAUCAGUGGUAAAUAUCUGGCGCAAUGAAAGAUGUUGGACUCACUACAAAUCCCCGGAGCCGCUCUCCUGCCGCUAUGGAAACAUAGUACAGGAGACACGUAAGGAAUCAUCAGGUAUCCUCUACUCCGUUAGCAGACAACUAAAUGAGCUCCUUCAUCAUCUUGUGAAUUCUCUGUCAUGUGUUGUAUGAGAGUAGAAACUUUGGCAUUUGAAAAGUUAUGAAAGAUGUGUGUAUUGCAUCAACAAAAAAUCUAUUUCCUAACCCCCAAAAAUACCGGAACAUUAUAAAGGCUUGUGUAUGGAUGUAGAUCUUCUUUACAAUUUCGAAAAGUAUUAUUCCAUGGAAUCAUCGUCAGACUUGUUAUAUAAGAAGUACUUAACUUGCUCAUUUAUUAUUAGACUUAUUUGUGGAGGUUGCCAGUCUACAUAAUAAGUGAUACAUGACUCUCAUCUUUGUCAUUUUAUUCGUGUGAAUAUAAAAGUUGAGCGAUGUUUUGUUAUGAGUUUUUACUUGGAAUUACUUCAUAUUUUAUGAAUGUUUUCUCAAUAAUGAAUAUCAUGGGUAUUGAGAGGCUGUGUCCUACCCAGCCUUCUGUCUUGAUAGGUUGUGGCCUGCCCAGCCUUCUGUCUUGAUAGGUUGUGGCCUGCCCAGCCUUCUGUCUUGAUAGGUUGUGGCCUGCCCAGCCUUCUGUCUUGAUAGGUUGUGGCCU